AGUGCUCAACGAUAUUCGACGACGCCAAAUGCUGAGCGAUUAGCAAUACAAAUACGAAUGGCAAAAACUGUGCGAACGUAAUAAUCUAGGCGGUAUUUUAGUUAUCUCGGCAUUUGUGCUACCAGCGUUACUGAUGGCAAUAUUAGCGCUGCUGUAAGCGUGCACGUUUGAUAAGAUACCUGAUAAGAAAUGGUAGAUGUUAUGAAAGAUUUGAAGUGGGAAUUCGCAGUUACAUUCCUAAAAAUUCCCGCUAUAACACAACACUGUGACCAUUGUGAGUGCCACACUAAUUACCAAAAAGAGGAAGAAAUAGCAAAAGUUCUUAAGUUUGUUAUUUAUUGACUGCAUCAAAUAAUAAUAAUAAAUAGAUAGUAAAAUAGCUCAGUUUAACUAAAAUGGAUAUGCAUAAGUAUACAUUGCAGUCAAUACGACAAGAUUUGAUUGAUAACAAUUUACAGGUCAAAGCUAUAAUACAGGAUAUAUUAACAUAUCGUGGCAGUAUUCACGAAUUGGAGGCGUUAAAUGAAGCUGGACGUGCUAAAUUGGCGGCUUUGCGUAAAAGUAUACAACACCUCGAUGACUGGGCGCGAGAUACUGGUGAUGCCGAGUUGUGCAAGGAGGUGGACUCACACAGAGAUCAAUUUUCGAAGACAUUACAAGCAUUUCGAAAAGCAAAUAUUUCUACACGCAUAGAAAUUGAGAAGGCUAAUAGAGAGGAGCUAAUGGCUAUAACGGGUGAAAGCGAUUUGCGGCAAAGAACUGGUGCGGGAACACGUCACAAUCGUGGUAACUUGGUAUCACAGGAGAACAAUGUAACAGAGAAAAUGCUUGCCAUAUCACGACACCUGUCUGAAACAACCCAAAAAAGCGCUAUUACAUUGGAAACCUUGGUGGCGUCAUCGCAAAAUGUAGAAGCGACACGUGAUGAACUACAAAACACAGCCGGUUCGAUUUCGCAGUCUGGAAAGCUAUUAAAGAAAUAUGGACGUCGUGAGUGUACAGACAAGAUGUUGCUAUUUUUUGCAUUUGCAUUUUUCCUAGCUUGUGUCUUUUAUAUUGUGCAAAAACGUUUGUUUUAGACAUGAGAAAUUAUAAGUGACCCGGUUAAUGGCAAAUGAUAUAAAAAGUAGGUGAACUACCAUAUUUGUUAAACGUUUGUUUAGGGAAUUUACAUUUAAGGCAAUGUAUAGUAAAGGUUAUACUCGUAAUAUAGACUGUGUGAAGAUAUUCUAAAGGAAUGAGAAUUUAAUUUAGUAUAAUAUUAUUUAUAUAAAAUUUUACCUUACACAUACAUAUAUAUGUACCUAUAAAAUGGAAAAUAUAACAUAUGCAGCAGUUGUACACAA
This is a messenger RNA of Bactrocera oleae (olive fruit fly), 1346 nucleotides long. RefSeq names its product vesicle transport protein Sec20 (gene Sec20). Gene Ontology annotation, cellular component: SNARE complex; endoplasmic reticulum. The record is from RefSeq and is a predicted model, not a curated record. Gene Ontology annotation, biological process: retrograde vesicle-mediated transport, Golgi to endoplasmic reticulum. NCBI's taxonomy places the organism in Eukaryota, Metazoa, Arthropoda, Insecta, Diptera, Tephritidae. Gene Ontology annotation, molecular function: SNAP receptor activity.